GUUGUGAGGGAGAGGAGGAAAUUCAAUGGUAACCUGGUAGAUACAGUGAUAGAACAGUUGAUAAACAAAUACAAAGAAGAAAGGUUACAAGAAUAAUGCAUAAACAUGGCUUUGUUGGAACUGUACACCGAGUACAACAGGGUGUGGAUUCCAGAUGCAGAACAUGUGUGGAAAUCAGCAGAGAUUAUGAGAGAUUUUCAUUUUGGAGAUAAUGUUCUUGAAUUGCUUCUUGAAGACGGCACAGAGCACUACUACCCUGUUGACCCAUCAAAACCACAACUCCCCCCUCUUCGCAACCCAGACAUCUUGGUUGGGGAGAAUGACCUCACUGCUCUCAGCUACCUCCAUGAACCUGCUGUUCUGCACAACCUCAAAGUGCGAUUUGUGGAGUCCAGAAUCAUCUAUACCUACUGUGGUAUUAUACUGGUGGCUGUAAAUCCCUACAAACAGCUCCCGAUCUAUGGAGAUGCAAUCAUUCAUGCCUACUCAGGCCAGAACAUGGGAGACAUGGACCCUCAUAUAUUUGCAGUGGCAGAGGAGGCUUACAAACAGAUGGCCAGAAACCACAAGAACCAGUCUAUUAUCGUCAGUGGUGAAUCUGGAGCUGGUAAAACAGUGUCUGCUCGAUAUGCUAUGAGGUACUUUGCUGUUGUAAGCAAAUCUGGCAGCAAGACUCGAGUUGAAGACAAAGUCCUGGCAUCCAAUCCAAUAACAGAGGCAAUAGGAAAUGCAAAGACCACCAGGAAUGACAACAGCAGCCGAUUUGGGAAAUACACGGAAAUCAGCUUUGACAGGAGGUACCGGAUCAUCGGAGCAAACAUGAGGACCUACCUCUUAGAGAAAUCCAGGGUAGUUUUUCAGGCAGACAACGAGCGGAACUAUCACAUUUUCUACCAGUUGUGCUCCUGUGCUCACCUGCCAGAGUUCAAGAGCCUAAGACUGUUGAGUGCAGAAAACUUCCAGUAUACCCGCAUGGGUGGGGACAUCACUAUUGAAGGUGUAGAUGACAAGAAAGACAUGGAAGAGACUCGCCGGACCUUCUCGCUGCUGGGGUUGAAGGAGGAUUUUCAGGCGGAUGUGUUCAGAGUUUUGGCAGCCAUUCUGCAUUUGGGGAAUGUGGAGGUCAGAAACUCAGGAGAGGACAAAUCAUCAGUUAGUCCCAGUGAUCCGCACCUGGCGAUCCUCUGUGAGCUGCUGGGUGUGAGCGCAGAGGGGUUGGUGCGUUGGCUGUGCCAUCGGAGGAUCGUUCUGGUGGCUGAGACGGUGAUGAAGCCGAUGCCCAAAGAGCGGGCAGUAAAUGCCAGAGAUGCCCUAGCCAAGCAGAUCUAUGCCCAUCUCUUUGACUGUAUCAUUAACAGGAUAAAUACGGCACUAAAGGUCCCAGGAAAGCAACAUGCUUUCAUAGGUGUCCUGGACAUUUAUGGCUUUGAAACAUUUGACAUCAACAGCUUUGAACAGUUUUGUAUCAACUAUGCAAAUGAAAAGCUUCAGCAGCAGUUUAACUUGCAUGUGUUCAAGCUGGAGCAAGAGGAGUACAUGAAAGAGGACAUCCCAUGGACGCUCAUAGAUUUCUAUGACAACCAGCCAGUCAUUGACCUGAUUGAAGCAAAGAUGGGCAUCCUUGACUUGCUGGAUGAAGAAUGCUUGUUUCCUCAGGGCUCUGACAAAAGCUGGCUGCAAAAGCUGUACAACUACCUCGACUCCAGUCCUCUGUUUGAGAAGCCCAGGUUAUCAAAUGAGGCUUUUGUGAUACAACACUUUGCAGACAAGGUGGAGUAUCAGUGCAGAGGUUUUCUUGAAAAGAACAGAGACACUCUCUAUGAAGAACUAGUGGACAUUAUGAGAGUCAGUAAGCUUCCUUUUCUGGCCAACUUUUUCCAAGAGGAGGAGCAAAACACUGUGACCUGUAAAGGCGUCAAAGUGAGGCCGGCCAGGCCUGGGGUGAAACCAGCCAAUAAACAGCUGAGAACCUCUGUGGGAGAUAAGUUUCGCAGCUCCCUCUCCUUACUGAUGGAAACACUGAAUGCUACCACCCCACACUAUGUGCGCUGCAUUAAGCCGAACGAUGAAAAAUUCCCAUUUGAAUAUGACUCCAGGAGGGUGGUGCAGCAGCUGCGAGCCUGCGGAGUCCUUGAAACUAUUCGUAUCAGUGCACAGAGCUAUCCGUCCAGGUGGACAUACAUUGAGUUUUACAGCAGAUACAGUAUCCUAAUGUCACAUCAGGAGGCGGACCUCGCUGACAAGAAACAGACCUGCAAGAAUGUGCUGCAGAGGUUGAUUCAGGACCCCAACCAGUACAAGUUUGGUCGGACAAAGAUCUUCUUUCGAGCCGGUCAGGUAGCUUAUCUAGAGAAGCUGCGUCUGGACCGACUUCGAGGAGCCUGCGUAACCAUCCAGAAACACAUCCGCGGGUGGAGCCAGAGGAGGAAGUACCUGCGCGUUAGAGAGGCAGCCAUCAUCCUCCAACAGUACAUCCGCGGAAAGAGGACAAUCCGUAAAACAGUGAGCGCUGCGAUGCUGAAGCAGGGCUGGGCAGCACUGGUGAUCCAGAGACACUGGAGAGGUUACCGCAUGAGACAGGUCUACCAGGUUGUCCGUCUGGCGUCUGUCACCAUCCAGGCCUUCGCACGUGGUUGGGUAGCCCGCAAACGCUACAAGAAGAUGAUGGAAGAGCACAAAGCCGUAGUUCUCCAGAAGUAUGCCAGAGCAUGGCUGGCUCGACGGCGAUUUCAAACCAUUCGUCGGCUGGUGCUUAAUGUCCAGCUUUCGUUCAGAGUGCAGCAGCUCAGAAAGAAGAUAGAGGAGCAGAGCAAAGAGAACCGCGGGUUGGUAGAAAGACUGACCAGCUUGGCCAACAGCCACUCACAAACUGUGGACAGACUUCAGGGUCUAGAGGCACAGCUGGAAAAAUCAACCAGCCAGAAGGCAACUCUGGAAGCAAGAGAGAAGAAAGUGAAAGAAGAUGCUACUCUGACUAUUGCACAGAUUCAAAAGGAGAGAGAAGUACUAACCCUUGAAAAGCAGAACUUGGAGAAAAAGUUUGAAGCUUCCGCCAAAGAGGCCAAAGAGAGUUUUGAUCAAAUAAAAAGGAAUCUUCUGGAUGAAAAAGAAAAUGAAGCGAGGCUUAGAAAAAUUGCAGAGAACAGCACUGAGAUCCAGAGACAGGACCAUGAGAAGGAGGUGCAGGCUCUGAAAGAGGAGAUUAAGAGACUGAAAGAGGAGAGAGUCAGUCUGCACAGAAAGAUAGAGGAGGGGGGCCAGGUGAACUCUGACCUGCAGGAACAAGUCAUCCAACUCUCCAAGCACGUCAAGGCCAUUCCUGAGCUCCGCAAAGACCUGAACAGCCUGCAGAAUCAGAGGAAUAACAUGGACCGAAAGAUGAAGCAACAGUCGGAACAAGCAAGAGCUAAAAUGAACGAGAUUACAAGACAACUUCUGGGUGGUGUUGUUGAAGAGGAGGUUCUUUUAGGGCUAACUCCAGAUGACUCUGAGAAGAUUUAUGACGUUGAAGAUUUUGUGGCAGCCUUUGAAGGCCUGCACAAAGCUACCAGAAUACUGGAAAACCACCAGAGGGAGCAGAAGGAACGGUAUGAGACCCAACUGGAGGGCUUGCAAUUGAAAGUGGACCACCUUAAAAAUGAGAACAGCAAGCUCCAAAACCUGUUCCAGGAGAAAAGUAGUGUCAACGAGGAUAUUCGCCAAGAAGUGUCCAGGCUCAGCAGUGAGAAUUCAGUUAUACCAGAGCUGAAACUUCAGGUUUCAGAGUUGCAGAGACAAAAACAAGAGCUGGAGCUCCACGUAGAGGAGCAGAACCAAGAGCUCGCAGAAAAAACAGAGGAAAUCACCAACAUCCUUCAAAAGAAAAUUGAAGAGGAGAGCUCACAACGCAGGCACUUUGAGGAGAAAGCUGAAGAGCUGGAGGAGGUGAAGAGGGAGCUUCAAGGCCAAGUAGAGGAUCUGGAAGAGGAGAAUGAUCACUUGAAGAGACAGCAUCUGAUGCAGAACGAAGCCAAGAGCAAAAUGAGACAGGAGACGUCACGGUUAACUGCUGAGAACAUGGACUUUGAAGAGCAGCUCGACCAGAAAGACAGAUUAAUAAAGAAACUCCAGAAUCAUAUAAAGAGCCUUGAGACAUCACAGAAAGCCAAGCAAACGUCUGCGCCUGCUAUUCCUAAAGACUACCUCGGCAUGUUGGAGUACAAGAGAGAGGACGAACCCAGGCUCGUUCAAAACAUCAUUCUGGAACUGAAGCCCAAGGGUGUGGUGGUCAACAUGAUCCCGGGUCUGCCAGCGUACAUCCUCUUCAUGUGUAUCCGCCACGCUGACUACCUGAACGAUGAAGCCAAACUCAAGUCUCUUAUGAACGCAAUCAUUGGUGCUGUCAAGAAAGUCAUCAUGAGUCACCACAAAGACUUUGAGUUGCUGUCCUUCUGGCUCUCAAACAUGUAUCAGCUGCUCAACUGUCUGAAGCAGUACAGCGGGGAGGAGGAGUUCAUGAAACAAAAUACUCCCCGCCAGAAAAAGAAUUGCUUGCAGAAUUUUGAUUUGUCAGAACACAGACAGAUCCUCAGCGACCUGGCCAUCCACAUCUACCAUCAGUUUAUCACGGUCAUGGAAAAGGCCCUGACUCCUGCGAUCGUACCCGGUAUGUUGGAGCACGAGAGUUUGCAGGGGAUUUCUAGCAUGAAGCCGACGGGCUUCAGGAAGCGUUCCAACAGCAUCUAUGAUGAUUUAGAGACUUACACCAUCUCCUCCAUUAUUCAGCAGCUCAGUGUCUUUCACUCCACCAUGACCCAGCAUGGCAUGGAGCAGGGCCUCAUCAAACAGGCUGUCAAACAACUGUUCUUCCUGGUGGGUGCGUCCACCCUCAACAACAUCAUGCUCCGCAAAGAUAUGUGCUCCUGCAGGAAGGGAAUGCAAAUCAGGUGUAACAUCAGUUACCUGGAGGAGUGGCUGAAGGAGAAGGAACUACAAAGCUCUAAUGCUAUCGAUACUCUGAGGCCGUUGUCUCAGGCUGCUUGGCUGCUGCAAGUCAACAAAUCCACAGAUGAUGACGCCAAGGAGAUCACUGAAACAUGCACUGAACUCAGCCCCAUUCAGAUUGUCAAGAUUUUGAAUUCAUACACACCCAUUGAUGAUUUUGAGAAAAGGGUGACGUCAUCAUUUGUCCGCAAAGUUCAGUCAUCACUACAAGAUCGUGAAGGGUCCACGCAGCUGAUGCUGGACACAGAUUAUCGUUUCCAGGUCACGUUUCCUUUCUGCCCGUCCUCACUGGCUCUGGAGCUGCUGCAGGUCCCGAGCAGUCUUCAUCUGGGCUUUCUGACCAGGAUCUGACACAGCCAACCUUUGACCUUUCACUCCACUUGACUGAGUCAUAGUCCAGUAGCCUAUGGCUGCAUGUUAUUGUAUCUAUAAAUACAUAAACACCUUUAAUAAACUGUGUACACAGCAUAUUUAAAAUGUAUAGGGCUGUAGCCAGCAUAUAAGACGAAAAGACUGAGGUCAUGUCUCCCAACUGCACCCCCUCGACCUUGUCACAAAAAUUUGACCAAGUUUUUUUAACAGUUUAUUCUUUUAAUUAUUUUUGCCAACUUUAUUAGAGGUGCAAGGAAUAGUCAAUUAAUCGAUUAGGUGGUCAGAUAGAAAAUUUACUGACAAUUAUUCUGAUAACUGAUUGUUUGUUUCAGUCAUUUUCCAUUUUUUUUACAUGAUAGUAAAUUGAAUCUUCUUUUGGUCUUUGGAUUUUUGGGUAUUGGUCAGAUGAAAGAAGACAUCUGAAGACAUCAGUUUGGACUCAGUUUAAUCCAUAAUGAUAAUAAUUGCCCUACAUUUUAUUAACAAUAAUCAAGGUUUAAAUGCUCAAAGCCUCAUUUAUGCUGCUGGGAAUAAGGUUCUGGUUUGGGAAACAGUGAACAUUUAAUUUUUUAUUUUGUUGCCAGUAAGACACACUGUGAUAGGGCAGGUAAAUACCCACUAUAUGCAUCAUUUUUCAGUGUCGAAUGUAAAAUUUCCCCAGCUUCCUAAAGCCACUAAAUCCCCAGAAAGAAUACUGGGAACAAAACCUCACUGUCCCCAUUUGUAGCUCUGGCCCUGUUAAAAUGUGAAAGUGUAAUCAAUUGAACUGCAGUAUUUUUUAAUUAUCCACUCACUCACUUGUAACAGAUAUUGAAUGUGCGAACAUGUUUGCUUCAUGGUUGAAUCCACUGAAAUAAACUGUAAAAUGUCCAAAUGCCAGGUUCCAUAU
Molecule: messenger RNA, 6244 nt
Organism: Seriola aureovittata
Lineage: Eukaryota; Metazoa; Chordata; Actinopteri; Carangiformes; Carangidae
Gene: myo5c
Product: myosin VC
Exons: 40
Coding region: 106-5334 (1742 amino acids)
Biological process (GO): vesicle transport along actin filament; actin filament organization
Cellular component (GO): vesicle; actin cytoskeleton; myosin complex
Molecular function (GO): ATP binding; actin filament binding; microfilament motor activity
Source: RefSeq, a predicted model, not a curated record